CAGACGCCCAGCUGUACUCCUCAACAGAAUCGCUGAGAAACGAAGAGCAAAGACCCCAAAAACAAAAGCCGAUUUUCAUCGACCGUCACUAUGAUUGCGAAAAAUCGAAUUCUGCGGACAAGUGCUCUGGGAAUACUCCUGGCCACCUGUGGCCUGACCGCACUGAUUUACAUGGAGGUGAUCCAGCGCUUGGUGCUCCAGUGGUUUAUGGUGCUUAAGCCGGGUGCAUUUAUCACCGAUCUGUGGCAAUCGCCGUCGAUGGAUAUAACCGUGGACCUGUACAUAUUCAACUGGACAAAUUCAGAGAGCGUAAGCGAUCCCACUGUGAAGCCAAGAUUCGAGGAGCUUGGGCCCUAUCGCUUCACAGAGCGAAUGCAAAAGGUCAAUGUGCAGUGGCAUGAUCACAACUCCACAGUGUCCUAUAUGCGUCGAAGUCGCUUCGAUUUCGACCCGGAACACAGCGCCGGACGCCCUUCGGAUCCGAUUGUAGCUCCCAACGUGCUCAUCGUGGGUAUCUACCAGAAGAUGCUAUUAUGGAGUCCAAUGUUGCGAUCCCUUAUGCUCAUGGCCCUAAACUUUUAUGGCAAAGAACGCACCAUGGUACGGCGCGCCGGAGAUUGGUUGUUUGACGGAUUUGACACGCCACUGAUCAAGAUGAGCAAGUUGGUGCCACCAAGUCUAGUGCCGGAGGUGGACUUUCCCUACGAGAAAAUCGGCUACGGUUAUCCACGCAAUGGCAGUAUGGAAAUUUAUGGCCACCACAACGUCUACACGGGCCAAGAUGACUUCAAGAAGUUGGGCCAAAUAGCUCGAUGGCGCUACAACAACUUCACGGAAGCCAGUCCCCGGUGCCAGCUAAGAGGUAGCACCGGGGAGUUUCAUCCCAUUCCGUUGGUGAAGGGCAGGCCAAUCUCAUAUUUCCUGCCAGACCUGUGCCGCGAGAUACAGGUGGACUACUCCGGCACCACCAUCUUUAAGGGCGUGGAGGCAUACGUCUACAGGGGCAGUGCCCGUAACUUUGCCAAUGGUACCGACAAUCCGGAACACAAAUGCUACUGCCAGGAAAACUGCCAAGAGGUCAGAUCCGGUCUCCUGAACAUAUCAUCCUGCUGGUACGGAGCGCCAGUCUUUGCCUCCUAUCCCCAUUUCUUCAAAGCCGAUCCCUACUACGGGGAGCAUGUGGAGGGCAUGAAGCCCGACAAGGAUCGCCACGAGAUGGUCAUUAUGUUGGAGCCCAUUACAGGCAUGAUGCUUGAGAUCAAGGCUCGCAUUAUGGUUAACCUGCUAGUGGAACCCAAACACGUAUCAGUGUACAGAAACUCAAGAAAGACCUUCUUCCCACUGAUUUGGGCGGACUACAAUGUGCACAUUACGGAUGACCUCCUGGGCUAUUUGAAGCUUAGACCGAUCCUCGAAACGGUGGGCAAGAUCUGCUGUAUCUUGGGAGUUACCCUGGGCGUGCUGAUGGUUUUCUGGUACCCGCACCAGCUGUUCUGGCAGAAGCGCCUGAUACACAAAAUCGAGAUCAACACUUUGGAGACGAACAGGAUCUCCGUUGAUCCAACCAAGAGCAGUGGAGUGGAGGAUUCACCACUGCUGAAUGGACUGCAAUAUGUUGGUGUCAAGGAAGGGGAGGGCUGUGCCCUUUGAGAACUGGUUCUGGUUAAGGUUAAGUCACGUCGUAGGGUUAAGUUCGCAGGGUUUUAUCUAGCCUAGUCUGUACAGUCUUAGGGACAGUUACUCAGUGUCCAUUUAGAGUGAUUAAAAUUUACAAAUAUACUUUAAAACAUGUAUUGCUUGAUUUAUAAAGCCUUUGAAAACGAAUUUCUGACACAUAAUACUCAAAGCAUCAGAACUAUUGACUGGACAUUGAGAAAUUAAGCCCCGAAAAACAAAUUUUGUAUACUGUAACCGUCCGAUAAAUGUUCAGAAACAGAUUCAUUCCAAUAAAGGGUAAAAGGUGUUUA
Molecule: messenger RNA, 1967 nt
Organism: Drosophila serrata
Lineage: Eukaryota; Metazoa; Arthropoda; Insecta; Diptera; Drosophilidae
Product: protein peste
Cellular component (GO): cytoplasm; membrane
Molecular function (GO): scavenger receptor activity
Source: RefSeq, a predicted model, not a curated record